AUGAUCCAAGCCCUUGAGUCCGCCUAUGGCAAUCCGAAUGAGCUUUCCGAGGCUCUUGACCGCCUGCAACGCCUCCAGUUUACCGUGAAUGGGAAGACCGACAUUGUGGACUUUCUUGCGGAAUUUGACUACUUAACUGCGACCGGUCGUGUGCCCGAGGACCAGAUGAAGCAUACCCUGUGGCAGCACAUCCCGGCCAACCUAGAUAACAGCCUCUUGACCAAGACCCGCGACGAGUCCGUGACCUACGAGGUUUUCUACUGCUCCGACUACCGCCAAGACUCCGAACAAGACCGGCUCGACCCUAUCACCUCGCGUGAUGCUGGCAGAGCCUUGACCGACGAUGAGAAAAGGUCCGCCGCCCAAAGACUCGGAGCCCAGAUUAAGGAGCUCCCGAGUCGGAUUCCCCUCCAAGACUUCCGUGGAAAGCCAGCCGGCUAUAUCCAGAAACAGCUGGUCGCCACUUUCGUCAUCGAUGGCCGUUCGUUCGCAAACGAGACAUUUGAUAUAGCUGAGUGUGGCCAUGAUAUCUUUAUCGAUGAUCUUCCUGCCCUCGCCAAGUUCUCCCGACGAUCCAGCUCUCGUCAAGCCCCGCUCUCGGGUCGGAUCGACCCUAAGAUCCAGGCCGACGCUGAGAGGCGGAACCGCCUGCUCGAGAAAGAGGAGAAACGCUACCGGAUCCUCCACAAGAACUGGGGCCGCUCUGAUCAAACUCCUCCGGCCUCUGUCCCGACCCGUUACCGACUCCGUCUCCGUCGUUUCAGUCCAAGUCUCCGUCUGCCAAGAACUCAACGCUUCACGAAGAUCGAUGUGAUCCAGGCCUUCCACCGUCUCCUCCUCCCGUUCGGUCUGAAGGUAGGUCCCGCCUGGUUCCAGCAGUUUAUCAACGCGCAGCUUCACGAUCUCCUCGACCGAUUUAACGUGACCAAGGUUGACUACCUCGGCGUUCUGCUUGAAGCCGGUGUGGGCCUUAGUGUCGACCCUCGGAAAGUUCGAUCGAUACAAGACUGGAAGUUUGAGGACCUCCGAGACCGCACCGCGAUCCGAUCAUUCGUUGGCCUAUGCAACUUCAUCCGUGUUUUCUGCUACCACGCCUCUGGAGUGGCAGAACCCUUGAACCGGUUGCUUAAGAAGGAUGUUGCCUUUGUGAUGGGCCCGGAGCAACGCGAAGCAUUUGAUCAACUCAAGCGCCUGGCUAUCGAAGCCCCGGUCCUCGCCUUCUUUAGACCAGAACUGCCGACCCGACUGGAGACCGAUGCCUCCCGGAAUGCCACAGCUGGUGUUCUAUGGCAGGAACAGCCUGAUCAGACCUGGAAGCCCGUUGGAUUCUUCUCUAAGACCAUGACCCCGGCCGAGCGAGCCUACCCAAUCCAAGAUCGAGAGCUCCUCGCCGUCGUACAGAGUCUAGAGCACUUCUACCCAGAGCUCUUAGGCCAGAAGUUCGAUGUGAUCACCGAUCACGAAGCCUUAGUCCAUUUCUCUACGAAGCGCCUGCUCUCGGUACGACAGAUCAGAUGGUCCGACUUUCUCGCCCAGUUCGACAUCCGUUUCCUCUACCGCCCCGGUCGACUGAACGUAGUCGCCGAUGCCCUCUCCAGGAAGACAGCGGAGCUCCCUACCGUAAAGGCCCGGGAAGCCGAGGAACGCACGGUGACCCUGAUCCUCCGGAAAGGCUAG
Messenger RNA from Hirsutella rhossiliensis, 1677 nucleotides. RefSeq names its product retrotransposon polyprotein. The transcript has 7 exons. Lineage: Eukaryota; Fungi; Ascomycota; Sordariomycetes; Hypocreales; Ophiocordycipitaceae. Bases 1 to 1677 code for a protein of 558 amino acids. The record is from RefSeq and is a predicted model, not a curated record.